AUGAAGAACUUCAGCACUGUCCUUAUGGUCUUGGCGACUGGCGCCUCCUUUGUGGCUACCAUGCCCGCCAAGCCACGAACCCUUCUGGCCAAUCCCGCUGGUGUGGUCGGUGGCCUUCUUGACCCUGCUGCUGGUAACCUGACGGCCGGCGAUGUGCCUCCUCCUCCGCCUCCCCCAGGCGGUGAUGUACCUCCUCCUCCUCCUCCUCCGGCGGGCACUGAUGUGCCUCCUCCGCCGCCCCCUCCUCCGGCGGGUACUGACGUGCCUCCCCCUCCCCCUCCACCGCCGGCGGGCACCGAUGUGCCUCCUCCUCCCCCUCCUCCCCCAGCUGGUAGUGACGUCCCUCCUCCUCCUCCGCCCCCUCCGGCUGGUAGUGAUGUCCCACCACCACCACCUCCUCCUCCAGCUGGUAGUGACGUCCCACCACCACCUCCUCCUCCUCCGGCUGGUAGUGACGUCCCUCCUCCCCCUCCUCCCCCUCCGGCUGGCAGUGACGUCCCUCCCCCUCCCCCUCCUCCGGCUGGCAGUGAUGUUCCUCCUCCUCCUCCUCCGGCCGGUAGCGACGUUCCUCCUCCUCCCCCACCGACCGGCAGCGCGGCCAAGGUUGACCCGCUCACCGUUCUCCGGAACCUCUUCAACAACGCUUAA
This is a messenger RNA of Xylaria bambusicola, 648 nucleotides long. RefSeq lists its product as uncharacterized. NCBI's taxonomy places the organism in Eukaryota, Fungi, Ascomycota, Sordariomycetes, Xylariales, Xylariaceae. The coding region runs from base 1 to 648 and encodes 215 amino acids. The transcript is spliced from 2 exons. The record is from RefSeq and is a predicted model, not a curated record.